Messenger RNA from Dissoconium aciculare CBS 342.82, 1365 nucleotides. RefSeq names its product phosphatidylserine decarboxylase proenzyme. Gene Ontology annotation, cellular component: mitochondrion. The transcript has a single exon. NCBI's taxonomy places the organism in Eukaryota, Fungi, Ascomycota, Dothideomycetes, Mycosphaerellales, Dissoconiaceae. The record is from RefSeq and is a predicted model, not a curated record. Gene Ontology annotation, biological process: phosphatidylethanolamine biosynthetic process. Gene Ontology annotation, molecular function: phosphatidylserine decarboxylase activity. The coding region runs from base 1 to 1365 and encodes 454 amino acids.
AUGAGCACGAUCCCGUUGAAGGCGGUGUCGCGGUGGUGGGGAUGGUUCAACAGCAUUGACAUCCCAUAUCACCUGCGCGUUCCCGGUUUCAAACUAUACGGAUAUAUCUUCGGGGUGAAUUUCGACGAGGUCAACGAGCCGGAUCUGCACACGUACCGGAACCUCGCGGAGUUCUUCUACCGGGAGAUCAAACCCGGCUGUCGACCAUUACAUCCGCAUCCCAAUGCCAUCCUCUCCCCCGCCGACGGCCGGGUCGUCCAAUUCGGAUCCAUCGAGCAUGGCGAAGUCGAGCAAGUCAAGGGCGUCACGUAUAGCGUAGACGCCCUGCUCGGCGCACAGCCCACACCAGGAACGCCCAUCUCCAGCAACAUCGCGGGAGCAAAAGGCUCGCCACAAGCAUCACCCGACCGGGUCGCCGAGGGCGAGUCCGACGUCGUCCGCGCCGACGAGGAGUUCGCGCGCGUGAACGGCAUCUCCUACACCCUCCCCAGCCUCUUCUCCGGCGCCUCGCCGGACAGCGCAGCACCGACGAAGAAAAGCCGCUUCUGGUGGAAGAACCGCCAACAGGAAAUCGCCACCCCUGACGACCACAACGACAAAAACAACGCCGACUCCAUCGUCGACCAAUCCACGAAAUCCUCCACCUCCUCCGAGAAAGCCGUCGCCGCCGAGCUCGCCAAACCGUCCAGACCAUGGUACUACAGCAGCACCAGCGGCUCGGACGAGAAGGACUCGCCGACGGCGCUCUACUACUGCGUCGUGUACCUGGCGCCGGGGGACUACCACCGGUUCCACAGCCCGGUGUCGUGGGUGGUGGAGAGCCGGCGGCACUUCGCGGGCGAGCUGUACAGCGUGUCGCCGUACCUGGUCAAGACGCUGCCGGGCCUGUUCACGCUGAACGAGCGGGUGGUGCUGCUGGGCCGGUGGAAGUACGGCUUCUUCAGCUACACGCCCGUCGGCGCGACCAACGUCGGCAGCAUCGUGGUCAACUUCGACCGCGAGCUGCGCACCAACAGCCUGCUGACCGACACCCUGGCCGACCGCGCGGCCGAGCAGGCCGCGGCGCGGGGCGAGCCCUACAGCGGCUACGCCGAGGCCACGUAUUCCGCCGCGAGCAAGGUCCUCGGCGGCCAUGCGCUGAAGAAGGGGGAGGAGAUGGGCGGUUUCCAGCUGGGCAGCACGAUCGUGCUGGUCUUUGAGGCCCCGAAGGGCUUGAGGCCCAGCUUUGAUCAGGGGUUCGAUGGGGGCCGCAGGGGGAAGUGUUGGAAGUGGGCGAUCGAGACGGGGAUGAAGGUCAAGGUCGGGGAGAGGCUUGGGUGGGUGGAGGAGAAUGGGGAGGAGGAGGAGGGUGGUGGGAAAGUGUGA